This is a messenger RNA of Lontra canadensis (Northern American river otter), 1708 nucleotides long. RefSeq names its product Jrk helix-turn-helix protein (gene JRK). The record is from RefSeq and is a predicted model, not a curated record. The coding region runs from base 50 to 1675 and encodes 541 amino acids. Gene Ontology annotation, molecular function: DNA binding. NCBI's taxonomy places the organism in Eukaryota, Metazoa, Chordata, Mammalia, Carnivora, Mustelidae. Gene Ontology annotation, cellular component: nucleus. The transcript has a single exon.
CGCGUGUCCUCCCUCUUCCCCGGCUCCCGGGGACGAGCCACCGCCCACCAUGGCCUCCAAGCAGGCUGCGGGGCGGAGCCCAGGGGAGAAGCGCAAGAGGGUGGUGCUGACCCUAAAGGAGAAGAUCGACAUCUGCGCGCGCCUGGAGAAGGGGGAGAGCAGGAAGGUGCUGAUGCAGGAGUACAACGUGGGCAUGUCCACCCUGUACGACAUCAGGGCCCACAAGGCGCGGCUGCUGCACUUCUUCGCCAGCUCGGCGUCCGGAGCGGCGGCGGAGCGGCGGCGGACCCUGCACACGCCCAAGCUCGAGCACCUGGACCGCGCCCUGUACCAGUGGUUCCUGGGCAAGCGGGCCGAGGGCGUGCCCGUGUCGGGCCCCAUGCUCAUCGAGAAGGCCAAGGACUUCUAUGAGCAGAUGCAGCUGACGGAGCCCUGCGUGUUCUCGGGCGGGUGGCUCUGGCGUUUUAAGGCCCGGCACGGCAUCAAGAAGCUGGACGCGUCUGGCGAGAAACAGGCAGCCGACCACCAAGCCGCCGAGCAGUUCUGUGGCUUCUUCCGGAGCCUAACGGCCGAGCACGGCCUGUCCCCCGAGCAGGUGUACAACGCCGACGAGACCGGCCUUUUCUGGCGGUGCCUGCCCAGUCCCAGCCUGGAAGGUGGGGCGGUUCCCGGCGUCAGGCAGAGCAAGGACAGGCUGACUGUCCUCAUGUGUGCCAAUGCCACCGGCUCCCACAAGAUCAAGCCCCUGGUGGUCGGCAAGGGCGGCGGUCCCCGGGCUUUCGGGGGCAUCCAGCAGCUGCCCGUCGCCUACAAGGCCCAAGGGAACGCGUGGGUGGACAAGGAGAUUUUUUCCGACUGGUUCCAUCACAUCUUCGUCCCGUCAGUGAAGGAGCACUUCCGGGCGGCCGGUCUGCCCGAGGACGGCAAAGCCGUUCUGCUGCUGGACAACGCCCGCGCCCGCCCGCGGGAGGCCGAGUUGGCCUCCGGCAACAUCUUCACCGUCUUCCUGCCCGCCAGCGUCACGUCGCUGCUGCAGCCCAUGGACCAGGGCAUCCGGAGGGACUUCAUGAGGCACUUCGUUAACCCCCCCGUCCCGCUGCAGGCCUGCCACCCCCGCUACGGCAUGAAUGACGCUGUCUUCAACGUGGCCUGCGCCUGGAGCGCUGUGCCCGGCGACGUCUUCAGCCGGGCCUGGAGGAAGCUGUGGCCAGCGGCCAUGUUCGCCGAGGGCUCGUCCUCUGAGGAGGAGCCGGAGCGCCUCCGAGUGAAGCCUCACGGUCAGACUUUCGCGCACAUUCUGGAGCUGGGGACGGAGGCCCCGGCCCGCCCUGGCAGCCGGCUUCCCCAGGCCACGGCAGCCGAGCGGGGCAGGCCGGGACACGCGGUCGGAGAAGGCCCGGCCCUGGGUGCAGGGAGCCUGGAGCUCGCCAAGAAGGACGGCGACGAGGCGGCCUGGGAGCAGGCCGCCUCGUCCUUCGAUGCCGUGGUCCGCUUCGCCGAGGGGCAGCCCUGCUUCACGGCACAGGAGGUGGGGCAGCUGCGCGCGCUGCGCUCCGUGUUUGCCAGGCAGAGGCAGGUGAAGUGGCGGCGCGGCGCCCUCAGGGCCGUGGUCAAACUCGAGGCCCCCCAGGAGGCCUCCACUCUGCCCUGCUCCUCUGCAGCCACUGAGCACUGACGUCCGCGCGACCCUCGCCUGCGGCCGGAGCGU